This is a messenger RNA of Closterium sp. NIES-67, 4360 nucleotides long. The record is from the annotation of a GenBank genome assembly. Lineage: Eukaryota; Viridiplantae; Streptophyta; Zygnematophyceae; Desmidiales; Closteriaceae.
UAGUAUCAACGGCCAUGGUGGAUUCUGUGUCAGGCUAGGCUGCGUUAGUGUGCGAAUCAGCGAAAAUGUCUGUAGGCGAUGGUAGUAGUGGUCCCGCUUUGCACGGAGGAGUUGACCAUCCCGCUCGCUCCGUGCGUGCGUGCAUGUUAGCCUAACCGAGUUAGGAAAUGUCACCAGCAACCUCUCGAGCGAUGUGUUCGUCGUGUCGCUGCUUCUCGGCGCAACAACUCAUAGUGACACGACCAUCAUCGCAUGUCCGGUUCCUUAGCAGCGAUUCUCAUCGAUUCCUCAGCGACUCCUCAGCGAUUCCUCAGCGAUUCCUUAGCGAAUUUUCCGCGCGUCGCCUAAAAUUAUCUGUUGUAUCGUAGGGCGCGUCGUUUAAGAAAUCCAGCUUCAUCUUAGGACGAAUUACGUAAGACUCGUUCCAGAAAUGGCUGAAUCUGGAGCCUGCGAUUCUGAUUCUUCAGGGUCGCCGAUCUCAGUUUCAUCUUAGAACGCGUUCUCAAAAGCGCUUGGCUCUCCUCUCCACUUUGCCCAAUUUCACCUCAGUGGCCAUCAGUACAGAGCCAGUCAUUAGCAAAGAGCCAUCUUCUUACAGUAACAUUGUAGGGUGUUCUUGAGAAUUCUCAAAAACACCCUGCAAAUUCUCAAAAACACCCUGCAAAAUCGUAACACGCGAUGACGGGAACGAUCAAGAAGCACCUCAAGAAGGCUCACAACAGGGACAGGUCCAUCCCUAGCACCCCGCGCCUCGAUGCCAGCACUCCACGCUCCACUGCCAGCACGCCACGUGUCGGCUUCAGCACGCCACGUGGAACCGCCGAUGAGCGUUCCUUAUCCGAAACCGGUCGCGCGAUCGGACCGUCCUUAGGCCCUUCGCGCUCCUUCAGAGACGGCUCGGCUCUAAUGAACGGUCGAGAUGCAUCCGCGGGAGCCCUGACCCCCGGGCCGGGACCGUUCUUAACCGCAUCCCGCUCCAUGAACGCGCGGGAAGGGGGGCUGGCCUUCCCCGGGCCUUCCCCGCGCCCCCCGAUCCCCGGGGGAUCUGCGCCGAGCCCUCUGUCUGGCGGAGGAUUCGGCGGAGUGUUCGGCGGGGGGGGAGGCGGCGGAGGGGAUAUGGCGGAAGCGGUUGAGUUGCGGAAGGAACUGGCGGAGCAGUCGGAGGAAAUGGAUCGGCUUUUAACUAAGAACGAGGAGCUGGAGGAGCAGCUCCGCGAAUCGCGGCGAGAGGCAGCAGAGGCCAGCAGCCGCGCCACUGCCGCCGCGUCUCACGCUGAGUCCCUUCAAGCCAAACUGGACGCGGCCGCAACUCAUUCCGCAUCUCACGCCGCGUCUGACAGCGCAGCUGACGGCGCAUCUGACGGCGCGAAUGGCGCUGAGGCCCUCCAGAGGAAGUUGGACGAGGCGAACGCGGCGCGGGCGGAGCUGGAGGAGCGAUUAAUCUCCAUUAGUGCGGAGAAGGAGGAGCUGGAGAGGAGAUUAAUCGCCACGAGCGCGAAACGGGAGAAAUUGGAGGGGCAGGUGGAGGAUUUGGAGGGCAGGGGGAAAUAUUUAGAGGGGAAAGCGGCUGCUGCGGAACGGGCAGCAGAAGAAUUGGCGCAUCAGGUGGAGUUGCUGGAGAGUAAAAUGGGGAGGGAGAGAGAGGCGGUGGUGAGAGAGAGGGAGGAGAUUGGAGGGGAGAGGGAGAGGCUGCUGAGAGAAAGAGAGGAGAUGGAGAGGAGGUUGAGGGGGUUAGAGAAGGAGGUUCGGACGAAAGGAGGUGCUGCUGGGGGCGGUGAUGCAAUUAAUGAAAGUGACUUAAACGAAGGGAAAAGCAAGGGAGAUGGUUUGAGAGGGGAGGAGGGUGCGGGAGAUGUGACUAAAGCGAAGGAGGAUCUCGAGGCGAAGCUGGCAGCUGUGAUUCUAGAGAAGGAGGAGCUGGAGGAGAAACUACAAGCAGCAGAGGCGGAGCGGGACGACUUGAUUAUAGAGCACGAGGAGUUAGUAGCCACUAUGGAGGAGGCAGGCGGGCGGAUGCAGGCUUUAAUCCGCGAGAAGAAAGAGCUGGAGGGAAGGCUGGGAGCAGCACAGGGUAAGAGCCAGGUGCGACGACCGUGGGAGAUGGAGGGGGACGAGGAGGAGGAGGAGGAGGAGGAGGUAGGGGGAGGGGGGGUGGGAGGAGGCAUGGGAGUGGGAGUGGGAGGAGGAAUGGGAGGGGGAGGAGGGCAGGAUAGUAGUCGGUAUUUGCAAGAAAGGGUGUUGGAAUUAGAGGCGAUUUUAGCGGAAGCGAAGAGAGGGAGGGAGGAGAUGGGGCGGAGGCUGGCUGCUGCUGAGGCUUUGGUGGAGGAUGAGAGGGAGAGGGUGGGAGGGGAACUCAGGUUGCUUGAUCAGGAAUUGGAAAAGGCGCUAGGGUUGCUGGGGGAGAGGGAGAGAGAGAUGGAGGGGUUGGAGGAGAGAGUGAGGGAGAAAGAGGAGGAGGUGGGGAGGGCAGUGAGGGAGAGAGAGGAGGAGGUGGGGAGGCUGGAAGGGAUGGUGAGAGAGAGGGAGGAGGAGGUGGAGAGAGAGGAAACAGAGGAGAGAGUGAGAGAGGCGGAGGAGAGAGUGAGGGAGGCGGAGGAGAGAGUGAGGGAGGAGAGUGAGAGAGUGAAAGAAGCAAGAGGAAGAGUAGAUGAGCUGGAGAUUGAGCUCAAAGCAGCAGAAGAGAGACUGCGAGAGGGUGAAAAGAGGGCGGAGGAAUCUGACUUGAAUGCUGUUGAGGAGCGGAAGAGGCUGCAGGAAGCAGAGUCUGCGAUGGGUGUGCUUCAAACGGAAGUGACAGAAGCGAGGGCUCAGAUCGAGAGGCUGGGGACUCUGAGAGACGAGCUAGAGGAGAGGGUGAGAGGACUGGAGGGGGAGAAAGAGGGCUCCGAAAAGGAGGUUGCUGGGUUGAGGGAGAUUGUACGGGGUUUGGAGGAGGAAAAGCGAGAAUCGGAGGAGGAGAGGAGAAGGUUGGAGGUGGAGGUGGGGGGUUUAGAAGAGAGGAGGGCGGAACUGGAAGCGGAUUUGGAGGAGGAAAGGGAGGGAAGGAGGAGGGUGGAAGAGGAGGGGCAAAGAGAAGCUGAGGAGCUGAGACGGGCUGUGGAGGACGGGGAGAGUAGACUGGCGUCUAGAGUGAGUGAGUUAGAAGUGGCUUUAGAGAGAGAAAGGGCGAGUAGGGUUGAGGUGGAGGCAGGGAGGGAGGAGGAGAGGGUGAGGAGGGAGGAGGUGGAAGAGAGGUGGAGAGAGGAGGAGAGGAGGAGAGGGGAGGUUGAGGGGGAGUUGAGAGAGGCGAGUGUGAGGAGGAGGGAGGUGGAGGAGAGAAGGGAGGAGUUGGAGAGAGUGAGAAGGGAGCUGGAGAGGAGAGUGGAAGAGAUAGAGAGGGAGAAGGAGGAGGGGGAGAGGAGGAGGGAGGAAGGGGAGGAGAGGAGGAGGGAAUUGGAGGAGAGACUGACCGAGAUGGAGGAGAGACUUGAGGAGGCAAUGGCAGUGAGGAGGGACGUGGAGGGAAGAUUGGAAGAGGAGGAAUGUCGGAGAAGGGAGGUGGAGGCUCGGAUAGAGGGGCUCGGGAGGGAGAGGGAGGGGGAGGUGGAUUCUAGGGUUUGUGAGUUGGAGACGGAAAAGAGGGAGCUAGAGGCGAGGGUUAGACAGGCUGAGAGGGAGAGGAGGGAGAUCCAGGAGAGGGUGGAAGGGGAGGAGGAGAAGAGGAGGAGGGCUGAGAAGAGGCUGGAGGAGAGUGAGAGGGAGAGGGGGGAGUCGGAGGAGAGAGUGAGGGAGGCGAGGAGGGAGGUGGAGGAAGGGCGGAGGGAGAAGGAGCAGGUGGUGGGGAGGGUGAGAGUCGUGGAGGAGGAGUUAAGGGGGGAGAGGGAGAAAACUAGCAGUUCUAGAGCAGGAGUUGAAGGUGGAGAAGGAACGAGCUAAGAACCUAGCAGAUAAGGUCAUAGGAGGAAGUGGGUGCGCAAAAAUGGGAGACGAGGUAAUGGUACUGGCAGAAUCGGUAGCUGCCGUUGAUGUAACUGAUGUAAAAUCAGGAGCAAGCGGAGCAGCAACUGCUGAUACCAACAGCAGCAACAAUGGAAACAGUGACACCAACGAACCAGACCCGGCAGCCUCGGAGAGGCUUGCCAAGGCUGAGGUUCGGGCUCGGCGCGCCGAAGCUGCCGCCGAGGCUCUCCGUGAGCAGCUGGCGGACCGGGAAGCCAUGGAGAAGAGCCGGAUCAGGCGAGAGGUUCGGGAGAAAGAGACGGCUGUGGCCAAGCUGAGAGGGCAGGUGGCUCAGGCGGAAGGGAAGUGGAGAAAGGCGGAGGCGAGAGCAAGAGAGGCGGAAGAAGAGGUGGAUAGGAUUAGAGACGGGCUGAUGGGGCGC